Emericellopsis cladophorae is the source of this 381-nucleotide messenger RNA. RefSeq names its product glycosyl transferase. Lineage: Eukaryota; Fungi; Ascomycota; Sordariomycetes; Hypocreales; Bionectriaceae. Bases 1 to 381 code for a protein of 126 amino acids. The record is from RefSeq and is a predicted model, not a curated record. The transcript is spliced from 2 exons.
AUGUUUCAGAAACGUCUACUGCGCCUCCUCUUCCUCGUCGUUUCUACCGUUGCACCUGGCGGAUGGGUCCGCGACGAUACGGAGAGGCUGUACGGCGAGCAUGACGAUGUCGAGUCCAACAUAGCCGGCCUCAAACAGGGUGACCCGCUGCCCGAGCAUGACGACAUGGACGCACACGACCGCCCAGAAUGGGCAUUCGACUACUCAUGUACGUAUCUGCUGCACGCAUUCUCUCUCUCGAAGCCGAGAGAUGGCGUGAAGCACAACAGGAUCACGCCAAAGUACGUCCUAGAGAAGAGAAGCAAUUUUGGGAGGGCUGUGUACCCCAUAGCCAAAGAAUUGUACGACAAGGGUAUAAUAACGAUAGAUGAGACUUUGUAG